Messenger RNA from Acinonyx jubatus (cheetah), 1395 nucleotides. RefSeq names its product crystallin gamma N (gene CRYGN). The coding region runs from base 155 to 964 and encodes 269 amino acids. Gene Ontology annotation, molecular function: structural constituent of eye lens. Lineage: Eukaryota; Metazoa; Chordata; Mammalia; Carnivora; Felidae. Gene Ontology annotation, biological process: visual perception; lens development in camera-type eye. The record is from RefSeq and is a predicted model, not a curated record. The transcript is spliced from 4 exons.
GGCGGCCGGGGCGGGGCGGGGCGGCCCCAGGCGGGCUUAGCGCACCGGACAACACUAACGCCCGGGCCAGCAAAUCUUUUGUCCGGGGCGGCGCUGACCCAGCAGGGCGCCGCCCGCUUAUAAAGGGGCCUGCAGCCCGAGGGGCGGGGACACCAUGGCGCAGUGCUCCGGCAAGAUCACCUUCUAUGAAGGCAAGCACUUCACGGGACGGAAACUCGAGGUCUAUGGGGACUGUGACAACUUCCAGGACCGAGGCUUUAUGAACCGGGUGAACUCCAUCCGCGUGGAGAGCGGAGCCUGGGUCUGCUACGAUCACCCCGACUUCCGGGGCCAACAGUUCAUCCUGGAGCACGGCAACUACCCUGACUUCCUCUGCUGGAACGGCCACAACGACCACAUGGGGUCCUGCCGGCCCGUGGGGAUGCAUGGGGAGAAUUUCCGCAUGGAGAUCUUCGAGGGGUGCAACUUCACCGGCCAGUGCCUGGAGUUUCAGGACGACUGUCCCUUCCUGCAGAGCCGGGGCUGGGCCAAGAACUGUGUCAACGCCGUCAAGGUGUAUGGGGACGGCGCAAAUGUUUGUCCUCAGUUGAAGGCCUCUGGGAAUCCGGGGGUAGAAUUCCAGAACAACAGUUUGCCUGGAAAACGACCGGCUAAAUUAUGUCUCGUGAGGCCAGAGUCAUACCUUUGCGUGGAAGGUGUCCUGAGACCCCAGCCACAGUCCCCCAACACCCACCCUGGGAAGACUCCAGGGGCCUCUUUAGGAAAAGGGGGCGGGGGAGGGUGGGAGCUAAGAGUUUUGAGUGCAGGGGCCCGGGGUCUCCCGGAGCUCCUGCUUACUCAGCGGCUGUGUAUGGCCAGCCCCACAUCUCACCCAGGGCUCUGCUCUCCUCCCUACGGGGGUUCACCCUUUGCUCCGGUGACUACCUUUAAAAAAAAAAAAAAAGUAAGCCCUUGGCCAGGGUGAUGGCCUGGACCACCGGGUCUGGGGGUGGUGACCUCCGUCAAGCCCUUUCCUGGGGUCUGAUGGGGAGCCUCCAGGCAGGUCUCCCUACUACCUCCCAGACACCAGCCGCGGUGUUCCGCUGGUUCCCGAGUCAGCUCAGGAUCGACCUGUCCCCACAGACACAGGUUCUGGGGGGCAUUUGGAGGGAAAUGUGCCAGGUCACUCUCCCUACUUCCUGCUACCCCCCAAAGAGCACAGUCCCUGCUGUGGAUGGGCCAUGCCCCCUCCUCCCUCCCUCUUCAUGCCUGGUCCCCAAAGUCACAGCAGGAAGCCCGGGAGACAUUUACUGCAGAGGCCCAGCCUGUCCUUCCUCUUCUUCCUUUUGGGGACUCCUGCAUAUACGCCCCGAAACCUUGGGCCUGAGCCACCCACGGGCAUGAGGAGGGGGAGGA